GGCAGCGCGGGAGGGAGCGAGCGAGCCGAGCCAGGAAGGGAGAGCGCACACGCACACACCCGCGCGCACUCGCUCGCGCACAAACCCGCGCGGGGACAGCUCGGAAGUCGUCGGUUCCGUGGACGAGAUGCUGCUGCUGGCGAGAUGUCUGCUGGUGGUCCUCGUCUCCUCGCUGCUCGUGUGCUCGGGGCUGGCGUGUGGACCCGGCAGGGGAUUUGGGAAGAGACGGCACCCCAAAAAGCUGACCCCUUUAGCCUACAAGCAGUUUAUCCCCAACGUAGCGGAGAAGACCCUGGGGGCCAGCGGCAGAUACGAAGGCAAGAUCUCCAGAAACUCGGAGCGAUUUAAGGAACUCACCCCCAAUUACAACCCCGACAUCAUAUUUAAAGAUGAGGAAAACACCGGAGCGGACCGGCUGAUGACUCAGAGGUGCAAAGACAAGUUAAAUGCGUUGGCCAUCUCUGUGAUGAACCAGUGGCCUGGAGUGAAGCUACGGGUGACAGAGGGCUGGGAUGAGGAUGGCCACCACUCAGAGGAGUCGCUGCACUAUGAGGGCCGUGCAGUAGACAUCACCACCUCUGACCGAGACCGCAGCAAGUAUGGCAUGCUGGCCCGUCUGGCUGUGGAGGCUGGCUUCGACUGGGUCUACUAUGAGUCCAAAGCACAUAUCCACUGCUCCGUCAAAGCAGAGAACUCGGUGGCGGCCAAAUCGGGCGGCUGCUUCCCGGGAUCGGCCACGGUGCACCUGGAGCAAGGCGGCACCAAGCUGGUGAAGGACCUGCGUCCCGGGGACCGCGUGCUGGCGGCAGACGAUCAGGGCAGGCUGCUGUACAGCGACUUCCUCACCUUCCUGGACCGCGACGACCGCGCCAAGAAGGUCUUUUACGUGAUCGAGACUCGGGAGCCGCGGGAGCGCCUGCUGCUCACCGCCGCGCACCUGCUCUUCGUCGCGCCGCACAACGACUCGGCCGCGGAGGAGCCCGAGGCGCCGUGGGGCGCGGGGCCGCCGCCGGGGAGCGCAGCCGACCGCCGGGCGCUCUUCGCCAGCCGCGUGCGCCCGGGCCAGCGCGUGUACGUGGUGGCCGAGCGCGACGGGGACCGCCGGCUGCUGCCGGCCGCGGUGCACAGCGUGACGCUGCGUGAGGAGGCCACGGGCUCGUACGCGCCGCUCACGGCGCACGGCACCAUCCUCAUCAACCGGGUGCUGGCCUCGUGCUAUGCGGUCAUCGAGGAGCACGGCUGGGCCCACCGGGCCUUCGCGCCCUUCCGCCUGGCGCACGCGCUGCUGGCCGCGCUGUCGCCCGCGCACACGGACCGCAGCGGCGAUGGCGACGGCGAUGGCGAUGGCGGGGGCGGCGGCCGCGACCCCCCACCCGCGCCAGAUGCGGCCGAGGCGCCCGGGGCGGGGGCGGCCGCCGGCAUCCACUGGUACUCGCAGCUGCUCUACCAAAUUGGCACCUGGCUGCUGGACAGCGAGUCUCUGCACCCCCUGGGCAUGGCGGUCAAGUCCAGCUGAGGUCCAAGGGGACCCGGCAGCGGGCGCAGGAGGGGGCGGGGCGGGGAGCGGGAAGCCACGGCGAGAUAAGGCAAAAGACAGACGCACGGAAAGAAAGAGCGCACGGAAUGAGACUUUUAAUUAUAAUAAUAAUAAUUAAUAAUAAUAAUAACGUAGAACAGUCCAAAGUAGACUAUAAGGAAACAAAGACCCCGGGGAGUUUUGUUGUUGUGUUUAGUUUAUAUAUAUAUUUUUUGAACUUUUUCGUUAUUGUUUUAUUUUGGUUAUUUUCCUUCUCUCCUGGCUAUUUAUUUGUUUGGUAUGAAUAGAUGUUUUAAAUAAUAUGAACCGGACCUUCAAGAGCCUUAACUAGUUUGUGUCUUGGAUAAUUUAUUAUCAUGUGAACUGUACUCACAGGAGGAAAGAUUAUUUUGUGAGGCCAUCCAACCUGCUCAGAGUCUAUUUUUCUACAUGUCCCACGUCCUGAGUGUCAGAGCGCAAACUUCUGUACUCCCCGCUCCUCCUCUGCUACGCUCCUGCUUUCGGCAAGUGUAAACUAAACCAUGCUUCAUGGGGGUCCACAAAUUAUAUUUUUAUACACAGAAUUGUAAAUUAGAUUUUUUGAGAGAUCAAUACUUAACUGAAUGACAUUUCAUUUUUUGAAAUAGUGUAAAAUAUGAAAAUAUAUUAUUUUAAUUUAACUAG
Messenger RNA from Castor canadensis (American beaver), 2200 nucleotides. It is a transcript of the gene Shh, whose product is annotated as sonic hedgehog signaling molecule. The record is from RefSeq and is a predicted model, not a curated record. Gene Ontology annotation, molecular function: patched binding; calcium ion binding. Lineage: Eukaryota; Metazoa; Chordata; Mammalia; Rodentia; Castoridae. Gene Ontology annotation, biological process: regulation of gene expression; smoothened signaling pathway; cell fate specification.